AUGGCUUCGGCAGAUCCUGCACCGCAACCUUCAGCAGUCCCCACACCAGACCCUUCAAAAGGGCCAAAGCUAUCACUCGACAUUAUUUAUGCCAUCGGUCUGGCUAUAGUUGGCGACCCUUUCGAGCAAACCAGGCUCUAUGCAAAGAACGAUUGCAAUCCUGAAUAUGUUCCAGAUCGCACCACUCUUCACCGUCUGACCUACCUUUCCAAAGGUACCAAAAGUGUCUUGGAGCCUCUUCUCUACCGACACCUGACUUUCACCACGCCCCAGGAUGUUAUGAGCAUUUUCAUCACUCUCGCCAAAAGACCUGAGCUUCGGGAUCAUGUUCAAUAUAUUGCUUCCUUCACUCCCUUGUCAGGUCCCGGCGUAAGAAAGAGGGAGUUGCCCAUUUGUAAGAAACUCUGGUUUAAGCGGUGUCCUUCUGACAAACCUGCCUUGAUGCGUCUUCUUGAUGGAGCUGGUCUCCACGAACUCGCUUGGUCGGCUUGCAUGCUUGAGAGAACAAAGCAGCGCUUCAUGUUUUCUACAGAUUUCAAGCACGACGGUAUAUUAGAGAUCAUGUUUGCUGCUAUCCUCUUCCUCACACCAAGAGUCACUACAUUCACGUGGCGCGAUAUGAACACCAACCCAAAGGCCUUUAUCUUAGACCGUAUCAUGAGUGAUGCAGUCAAAGGUGGUCUUUCCCUGAUGCCCAAGCUUCAGUACCUAAACACGGAAAAGUCGGCAUUCGUCGAAGCCAAGCAAGCACAGUUCUUCACCCCUCACAUCAACCUGUGGGAUAACCUGCACACUCUGUAUCUCAACGAUGUCGAUAUGGACGUCGAGUUCAUCGAGAUGCUAGCCAAGGGUGAUUUCAAGAAGGACCGGCCUAUCAAGGACCUCCAUAUCCUCUGUGUACCGGGAUCUGAGAAACCAGGCAGCAUGAGCUCGUUCCCACCUGGAUUCGAACUGUCAUCAACCACACUUUUGGAUGCUGACGAUCUCGAUAAGGACAAAGAAAAGUUCGAGGCAUUUCCCAACCUUGAGCUUCUCAGCGUCAGAUUCGUUCAUCACCAGGAACGCUACGAGAACGGCUCGCUCACCCUGAGAGCCUUCUUGCAUGCAGUCGGCUGCCCCAAGGUCUUGAGAUUGGAAGGCCAUAAGCUGCCAUUCAAUGUACUCGACACCGGCGUCACACACGACAAACUCACCUACCUCAAGGUUCGCGAGUAUGACCCGCAGUCUAGGUCAAGGACACUGCAAAGUGAAAGCCUCUUGACAGGACUCAAUUCGUGGUGGGGCGAGAAUUCAUCGCUGGUGCCGAACCUGACCAGGAUUGAUCUGGAUCACUACAGGUUCCAACGCGAGUAUCUCUCCGAGGAAAAGAAAACAGUCUGGAAAGUUGUUGGAGAGGACGAGUGGGAGGAUGACUCGAAUAAUGGGUUUGACGAUGAUGACGACGACGACGACGGUAGUAUUGAUGGGGAUGAGCCUGUUCGACACGUCUACGACAAUGUCUACUAUGAUCCGCAACUGGAUCAGUAUUUCGAGGGGUAUUCAACACUGAUGGCGGCUUUGCAAGAGAUGGGUAUUGAGCAUCAAAUCGGCCAUUAUCAUGGGUGA
Molecule: messenger RNA, 1605 nt
Organism: Fusarium pseudograminearum CS3096
Lineage: Eukaryota; Fungi; Ascomycota; Sordariomycetes; Hypocreales; Nectriaceae
Exons: 1
Coding region: 1-1605 (534 amino acids)
Source: RefSeq, a predicted model, not a curated record